This is a messenger RNA of Hevea brasiliensis (rubber tree), 1592 nucleotides long. Its product is annotated as methylthioribose-1-phosphate isomerase. The transcript has 9 exons. NCBI's taxonomy places the organism in Eukaryota, Viridiplantae, Streptophyta, Magnoliopsida, Malpighiales, Euphorbiaceae. Bases 176 to 1327 code for a protein of 383 amino acids. The record is from RefSeq and is a predicted model, not a curated record. Gene Ontology annotation, molecular function: S-methyl-5-thioribose-1-phosphate isomerase activity.
CCUGACUUUCCCCUAGGUGAGAGCCUUUAGUCUUUCCAAGGUUAUAAUGAAAAGGCAUGAACUGAGCCGCCCAACAACACGGAGCUUUGGUGACUGUCUGUGAGAGAAGCGAAAGCAAGUGUUUUCCCAACUUGCAGGUCGUAAUUUCAGUCGAGUGUAGCGUAGUUUGUUAGGCAUGGCAACCAAUUCCAACUCCAGCACUGGAAUUGAAGUUCACAACACUCUUCAAUCUAUCUGCUACAAGCGCGGCUUCCUACAGCUACUCGACCAGAGAAAGCUUCCUCUCGAAACUGUCUAUCUGGAUAUCCGAGAUGCAUCAGAUGGAUGGUCUGCCAUACGGGAGAUGGUGGUCCGUGGAGCACCUGCUAUUGCUAUUGCAGCAGCCCUCUCUCUUGCAGUAGAAGUGUUUGCUAACUUGGACCAUUUUAAUGGGACUUCUGAGGACGCUGCCUCUUUCCUUUUCAAGAAAUUGGAAUAUCUCGUUUCGAGCCGACCUACAGCAGUGAAUCUUUCAGAUGCAGUAACGAAACUUAAAGAAGUUAUAUCUAAGACUGCUGCUACUGCUUCAGAAUCCAAGGAUGUUUUUCAGGCUUACAUAGAAGCUGCUGAAAUUAUGCUUGAAGAUGAUGUUGCUUCAAACAAAGCAAUUGGGUCUCAUGGAGCAACUUUUAUUCAGAAUCAACUGAAAAACUCUGACUGGCUUUCUAUUCUGACCCAUUGCAAUACUGGCAGCCUUGCAACAGCUGGGUAUGGUACUGCUCUAGGAGUGAUUCGUGCACUUCAUACUGAAGGAGUGUUAGAGAGGGCCUACUGCACAGAAACGCGUCCUUUCAAUCAAGGAUCUAGACUCACAGCUUUUGAGUUGGUGCAUGACAAAAUACCUGCUACUCUUAUAGUGGACUCUGCUGCAGCUACAUUAAUGAAAGAUGGUCGAGUGAGUGCUGUAAUUGUUGGAGCAGAUCGUGUGGCUGCAAAUGGAGAUACUGCUAACAAGAUUGGGACCUACAGCCUAGCCUUAUGUGCAAUGCAUCAUAACAUUCCAUUCUAUGUUGCUGCACCGCUGACCUCCAUUGAUUUAUCCCUUUCUUCUGGGAAACAAAUUAUUAUAGAGGAAAGAUCACCUAAAGAAUUAUUAAAUUCACGUGGAGGACUUGGAGAGCAAGUUGCUGCACCUGGGAUUUCUGUCUGGAACCCAGCUUUUGAUGUUACCCCUGCAAAAUUGAUAAGUGGUAUCAUAACAGAAAAGGGGGUCAUCACUAAGAUAAAAAAUGAUGAUUUUGAGAUUGAGAAUUUUGUAAAAGGGGCAGCUGGGCAGUCUGUUGCAUAGGAGAGACAUCUGCUGCUGAGCAGAAUGGAUGGUAUGCCAAAGUGGUCAGCAUUUUUAUAAGCACGUCAUAUAGCUGCUAAUAUCAAGGGCUAUACACCCUUUGAAAGAAUGCUGGAAUAAGCCUUCUGUGAUGUCUUGAGUGUUAUUGUAAUAAUUGUAACUUGCUUGUAAAGUCAAGACAAUUGGGUAUUUUUGGCGAAGAUAAUAAGGGUGCCCAUUUUGCUCUCAUCUUAUAUAUAUUAAUUAAAGAGUGGUUUUAGUUGUA